Molecule: messenger RNA, 4086 nt
Organism: Gekko japonicus
Lineage: Eukaryota; Metazoa; Chordata; Lepidosauria; Squamata; Gekkonidae
Product: hydrocephalus-inducing protein homolog
Exons: 23
Coding region: 1-4086 (1361 amino acids)
Biological process (GO): cilium movement; axonemal central apparatus assembly
Cellular component (GO): axoneme
Source: RefSeq, a predicted model, not a curated record
AUGCAAACGGGCAGAAUUCAGAAAUCUUACAAGUUGCCUGAAGGAUUUCAAAGCAAGGUCGUGGCACCUCGCAAUCCAAAGCUGAUUAAAGAGGAAAAGAAGAAAGAUGCUCCACUGACUCCGUCUACCUUCCUGAAAGAGAUGUCUCUCACGACAGAGCAGAAGCUUGCAAGCACUCAUGAGAUGCGCCUCCCUCGCAUUGUCCAGCUUCUAGACAUGAGCGAAACAUCCCACCAAAAGUUCUCUUCAGUUGAUCUGGACCAGACGCUGUUUCAGCCGUUCCCAUCGGAAGUGAUUUUCCAGAACUUCGCCCCUUGUGAAAUCUAUGAAGUGCCACUAAUUCUGCGGAACAAUGACAAGAUCCCCAGGCUGGUGAAAGUCGUCCUGCAGAGUUCGCCCUACUUCCAAGUCAUUAGCCCCAAUAAUGUGUGCAACAAAGUUGCGCCUGGCAUGCCAUCUACGUUCCGCAUCCUCUUCACUCCAGAGGAGAACAAGGAUUAUUUGCACGAAGUGACCUGCAUUACCGAAAGGGAAAAAUUUAUUGUGCCUAUCCGAGCAAUUGGAGCCAGAGGCAUUCUGGACUUCCCUGACCAACUGAAUUUUUCUACCUGCCCGGUCAAGUACAACACACAGAAAACACUGCUGGUUCGCAACAUUGGGAACCGAGAAGCCCGCUACCGAAUCACUACGCAGAGCCCUUUCUCUGUGGAGCCCUCCACUGGGACCCUUGGAGUUGGGGAGACCACACAGUUCACGGUUGAAUUUCUGCCACAAGAGACGGGCAAUCACUGUGAGGACCUGGUAGUGCAUUAUGAUACAGGGGAGGAUAUCCACGUCUGCAUUUAUGGCGCAGCUGCAGACGUUAAUGUAAGACUGGAGAAGAGCUCCUUAACCAUUGAGAAGACCUACAUCACUUUAGCAAGCCAGAGGUCUGUAGCUAUUCACAAUCGUAGCAACAUCAUUGCGCAUUUCCAGUGGAAGUUCUUUAUGACGCAAGCCGAGGAGGAACAGAAAAAACAAAUGCUCUGCCGUUCACUUCAGGUUGAGGAAGAGGGCGUGGUGGACCAGUUUCUGGAGGAAUGCAUCAUAAAUCCCACCCUUCGCGAGCAUCUCUCCAUCGUCACCCGGACCUUUCGGAACCGCCAGGCAGCAGUGUUCGAGGACUCCAUGCUCUUCAACAACAACAUCUUCACAAUCGAACCUCUGGAGGGAGAUGUCUGGCCCAAUUCCACAACUGAAGUUAGUGUGAUCUUCCGGCCUCAAGAAGCUGGGAUUUAUCAUCGCACCGUGUACUGUGAUAUCUCAGGCCGUGAGAACAGACUCCCUCUUCGCAUCAAAGGAGAGGCCAUGGGUCCCAAGCUGCUUUUCAACUUUGACCAGCUGAACAUUGGCAAAAUUUUCAUUGGGUCAGUCCACAGUUAUGAGGCCAUUCUGUUCAACCAUGGAACUAUUGAUGCCCUUUUUAGCCUGACGUGCUCGCCCACCCCCCUGGGCUCCUGCUUUAGUUUUCAGCCCAGUGAAGGUAUCAUCCAGCCCGGGGACCAUCAAGCCAUUCAGAUCACCUUCAGCUCCACCAUCCUGGGAGAGUUCUCUGAAGAGUUCCAGUUCAACGUCAAUGGAUCCCCCCUGCCUGUGAACUUAGUGAUUAGUGGCUGUGUUAUUGGACCCACAUUUCAUUUCAACGUCCCAUCCCUCAACUUUGGGGAUGUCUCCUUUGGUUUUCCUCACACUCUUUCCUGCUCCCUCAGCAACACAUCUCUUGUUCCGAUGACCUUCAGCCUUCGUGUCCCCGGAGAUGGCUGUGAGCCCAGUGUCGAGAGUCAGAUUCAAGCCUCUGACAUUACACGGGAAGACUGGAGAACGGUGCGGUUUGGAAGCAUGAGGCCCAAGGAAUUUGCCAUCACACCGAGCCAAGGCACCAUCCGUUCCCAAGGGCUCAUGGAUAUCCAGGUGACCUUAUGUUCCAACACUGUGAAGAAAUAUGAAACGGCGCUGGUGGUAGACGUGAAGGGUAUUGGCGAAGAAGUGCUGGCACUUCUAAUUACGGCAAGAUGCGUCACACCUGCCCUGCACGUGGCUAAUCCCACCGUGAAUUUUGGACGUUGCUUCCUGAAGUUCCCCUACCAGCAAAUGGUGCAUCUCAUUAAUGAUAGUGACCUGCCAGGAUGCUAUGGCCUCCUCCUCCAGGUUUGUGCUAAGACCCCUCCAGUCCUGCAUUCCAGUCCAGCACCUUGUGGCAUCAUUCCACCUCAUGCCACUGUGGAAAUCCCCGUGGCUCUGGAAGUCCAGGAGAGGGGGCAACAGAAAGCCAUAGCCCAUAUAGCUAUUUUUGGGAGUGAAGACCCGCCUUUGGAAAUCAAGCUGGUGACUUUUGGAGAAGGCCCGGUUGUUUACGUGCAUCCUGCUAUGCUAGAUUUUGGCAGUAUCCAGGUCUUAAAGGAUGCCUCCAGGACACUCUACCUUUCCAAUCAGUCUGUUAUUCCUGCACCAUUUGAGGCACAGAUGGCCCGCAGUAAUUCUCUGUGGAGGAUUGAGCCCAGCAAAGGACUGGUUCCUCCAGAGGCUGAGAUAUCGAUCAUUCUGAUAGCGCACCUGGAUGACACCGUGGAAUUCCAGGACAAAGUCCACGUGGCCAUAGAGAACAGCAACUCCUAUAUCAUCCCAGUCCAGGCCACUGGCAUUGGUACAACUAUUGUCACAGACAAGCCUUUCGCUCCAGCCAUUAAUCUGGGACCCCACUUCAGUUUGGACCCCUGCUGCUAUUGCUUCAAGGUAACAAACCGUGGGCGUCGCACCCAUCAGCUUUACUGGAUGACAGAAGGCUUUCCCCCGUUUGGCCAGCGCAAAGCUGUCCCUGCCGUUGGUGCUGAUGCCAAGAAUAGGAGCUCCCGUCCAAAGCCUGAGCCCCGGCUUCCUGUGUUUAAACUGCAACCCUUGAGGAUGGAGCUGGCCCCAGGAAAGACCAUGGACAUGACACUGGAAGGCUCUUUUGACACUCCCAAGGUGGUCAAGGAGAGGCUGAUAUGCCAUGCCAUCAUAGGGAAGCAGUCUGGGAAGGAGCGUAUCAUGACGGUAGAUGUCGUCUGUGAAUUCAUUGCACCUGUUCUACAGAUUUCCUCCAGUAAGAUCACAUUCCAGGUGGAGAAGAGCCCUGGUGGUGCCUUGACUCCACAGUAUGAACCUCUGAGCUUGAAGAAUGUAUCUUCUCUGCCACUCAAUGUCCUUUUGUCCUUGCAAGACCCUUUCUUCCUCUGCAAUAGGGAAUGUCAAACUCUGCCCACACCCUAUCAGCCUAUACCAAUAGAUAUUGAUGGAGAACAUCAUCUUUGUGUUGGGUUUGACCCCACUUACAGAGAUGACCUUUAUAACCGAGUUUCAGAGGAAGUCUUAACUAUCCGUUACCUUGAGCAUCCUCACGUGGACCAGGUCAAACUCCGGGGAGAGGUGCGCUUCCCAAACCUUGACUUUCAAACUAUGGAUCUGAAUUUUGGCUGCAUCUUGAAUGACACGGAAGUUGUUCGCUACAUUGAUAUGACCAACUGCAGCCCUCUUGUCGUCAAAUACCGCUGGUCCUUUCUGCCAGAUGAUCACGGGACCCAAAUCAGUCUAUGGAGAACGAAACCUAAGGUACCGAACGUUCCUUCCACAGCGUCCACCCCUGCUAAGAAGGCCAAGAAGUCCAACCCUGCAGUGGCGACGCAGAAGGUGGCCAAGGCUGCGAAGCCUGCUAAGAAGGACUCUGUGUCAGCAGCUCCAGCCCUUCCGCCACCAUCGAUACCGACUGGUUCAACACCGAUGGCAUCGAUACCGGUGAACCAGGUCGCGUCUGAGACCACAGUACUUGUGCUAGACUCUCCAGACCAUCAGGUGGAGACAGCCUUGUACGAUAUUGACCAAAUGGGACUCAUAAGUCACCAGUUGGGUGCGGAGUGUUCCACUCGUAAGUCACCAGUUGGGUGCGGAGUGUUCCCCCGGUCCAUCCAGCUCCUCGGCAUCGGUCGCCUCAGAGCCUCCCGACAUCGACGGCCAUCGGCAUCGACGCUCAAGAUCCAGUGCGGAGCGUCGGCCUCCCCGUCUGUCGCCUGA